Molecule: messenger RNA, 1172 nt
Organism: Fragaria vesca subsp. vesca
Lineage: Eukaryota; Viridiplantae; Streptophyta; Magnoliopsida; Rosales; Rosaceae
Product: protein FAR1-RELATED SEQUENCE 5-like
Exons: 2
Source: RefSeq, a predicted model, not a curated record
UGUCUCUGUUUGUGGAUAGUCAUAACCACCCUUUAACAAGCCCAGGUAGAGUACAAUUUUUAAGGUCUCAUCGUGGUGUUUCAAAAGUUAGCAAAGCAUUAUCUGAUCAGUUGAGCUUGGUAAAUGUGAAGAGACAUAAACAGUUUGAAUUUUUUGGUGUUCAAGCUGGUGGGAUAGAAAAUGUUGGUUUCACACAGCGUGAUCUUUAUAAUUAUGGAAGCAGCAUUCGUGAACAAAAGAAAGGGCAUGAUGGAGAUCUAUUGUACAUGCAUUUUGAGAAUGAAAAAGAAAAAGAUCCUUCUUUUGUCUAUAGAAUGGAGUCGGAUGAGGAAAAGAAGACUAUCAUCUUUGCUUGUGGAUUCUUGAAUGACGAGACAACCGAUUCUUUUGUUUGGUUAUUCAAGGAGUUUCUAAAUGUUAUGCCUGGAAAUGCCUCGGAAAAUGCCCCUAAAAUGAUCAUAACUGACCAAGAUCCUGCUAUGUCUAAAGCCAUUUCAGAAGCACUGCCACAUACAUUUCAUAGAUAUUGCAGUUGGCACAUUCUAAAUAAAUUUUCAGAGAAGCUAGAUGCGAUUAAAUAUCUGGAUCACUACCAAGACUUUCAUAGCUGCAUUUGGAAUUCAAGUAGUGGAGAUGAGUUUGAUUCAAGGUGGAAUGAACUUAUUGAGAAGAGUGGAUUAAGUGAUAACAAGUGGCUGAAGUCGAUAUACGAAAUUCGUUCAUCAUGGAUACCGGCACAUGUAAAUCAUUGUUUCUCGGUAGGAAUGUCAAGUUCUCAAAGGGCAGAGAGUCAACAUUCUUUUUUCAAGGAUUAUGUUUCUCAGUGGAAUACGUUGGUGGAAUUUAUGGUUCAGUUUAGGAGGGGACUUCUUCACCAACGCAACCAUAAGUUAAGGGAGGAUCAUAUUAACAUUGAAGAGAAGGUAAAAACUGCAAUGUCCCUUGAUAUAGAAGAUGAUAUGGCCAAGGUCUACACACGGAAGUGCUUUUAUGAAGUUCAAGAACAGUUGAAAGAGAGCUUCAAAUAUAAACUUGAACUUCUAAGAGAAAAUGAGACUGAAUCCAUGUUUAAAGUCAUCCGAAAGAACAUCGAUACUUCUAAGUCUCGUGAAGUCAUUUACAAAAAAGGUUCUAAUUUUGCAUCAUGCAGCUGUAGGAAGUGGGAGGAGUGA